UCAGUAUAGUGUUACUGGGUGGCAAGCAACUUGGAUGCUCCCUCGCCUCCCUGGUUAGCCUGCUGUCUGUCUCUCCUGGUUAGAAUCCCUGUACCAUCCUGCCCAGAAGAGCCAUUCGCACCUGAUAAAACAUCUGAUUUGGGGAAAAAGAUGAGGCAACACCUAACCCUCUCCCUGGCGUGCGUGAGCCUGGUCAUGCUCUGGGGCCAUGUCUGUGCCAUGCAUGUGCCCCGGGUCUACAGCAUUUCCAUGGAUACUGGCAGUGGAAAUGGAGGGGAGCCAGACCUCCUAAUCCCUGUUGAUAGCCCUCCUGUGCAUAUUCCACCAGUAAAUGUGGUGCCCAUCGAUGUCUCCCCAGCAAAUGUCACCCCAAUCAAUGACUCCCCUUUCUCCCCCUUCACUACCAUGGCACCCACCCUGGUUGGCACCAUCACCAACUCCAUCACCACCACCAUGAUCCGGCUCAAGGACUUCAUGCUUACCCGGGUGGUGGACUUCCUCCAGAAUAACAUGCUGAUCAUCAUUGUGGUUACUUCCCUCCUUAUUGUCAUGAUCUUUAUCAUCUGCUGUGCAGCUACCAUGAGCCAAAAGCGCAAGAUGGAGGCCCACAAACCCCCUGCCAGCCCACCUGGGAAGAACAUGGACCACUCGGCUGGAGGAGUCAAACCCUCUAGUGGGGUUCAAAGCAGGGUUUACAGCGGACCUGACUCUGCCAGGAGGGUUCAAAACCAGGGAACCCCAAAGAAUAUGCGCACCCCUUCUGCUGCACUGGUGGGGGACAAGUUGGGAAAGGAGCCCAAGCAAAAGGAGGCAAAGAAAGUGAGAGAGGAGGAAGAAGAUACCCGGAGAGUGGAGCCUAAGCACAAAGGUCAGAAGGCUGAGGAGGGGAAGCAGAACUCCAGUCACCCCAAGGUCUGCACCUGCCACCUGAGGAAGGACAACCACUAAGUACAGGUUGGGGCUCCAACCAUGUGAAAAAACAGGAGAGGGAAUAUUUUUCUCUUGCAGAGGGAACUCGCUGGAUAUGUUCAUUGCUGUGUGCCCAACUUGUCUGUGGAACCUGACUGUAUGUACCCUUUAGCAUACAGAUACAAUUGGGUCUAAAUAGCUUACAAUCAGGCCUUAGAGUUCAGCUCUGACUGUCAUUUUGCUUAUAUAUGUCAUAUUUGAUUCCUUCUACAGUUCCAAUGUUCUAGACAAGUCAUUGUAAAAUGAAGACAAGAUAUUUCUCUAUCCAUUUUUUUUUUUUUAAGAUGAGACAUGAUAAGAUAAUAUUUAUAGGAUGUUUGCAUGUUUUACAACUUGUAAUUGUAAUGUUCUGUCUUUUGACGGAUUUAGACAGACAGACUUUAUAAAUCAUACAAAGAAAAUAAAAUUAGCCUCUGUUAUAAAAAGAAAGCCCAUAGCAGAUUUUUCUUGGUCAGUGAGAAGGAAAAAGGUCUCACCAGUGAAUCUGCGCCAUUACAGCACCUGCCUCAGCAUGGUUAAGUCAUUAAGGCCAUCUCUGUGUAAAAGUGUUCAAUUACGAGUUAGUUCUGAUCACACAGCUAACAGUUUCAUCAAGACGGAUGAGCCAAUGAUCAACCAGGUCAUCAGGAGUGAAAAGAAAAUGGAAGUUAUGAGUCUCUCCAAGUUUACUAUAUUAAAAUGGUGGAUGUGUUUAAUGGGGAUGUCCAUGUUGUAAUGUGUUUUCUCACAGUUAUGUCCUCCAACCAUCUCUAUGCUGUUUGCUCACUCUGGCAAUAACAUGGCCAGUAGAUGUUAAACAUACAGUAACAGAUUGAUGCGAUAUAUUUUUCUAUUUUACCAGUGGACUUCUCUUUUGUCAUUAGAAGUAUUUUCAUACAUUUCACACUGGUGUUUUGUUAUUAAAGAGAAUUAGCCUAUGGUAGGAUAGAUGUUGGAGCUUAUUUUGUUAGUAUUUUUGUUUAUAAUAUUUUGUUUAUCUUUUUUGAACAACAAAACCACUGUGAUUACCAGGGGCGAGUGUGUGAUUACAAAAGUACCAACGUCUUAAUACUGGUACUUUCCUCUAAAGCCAAUUUAAAUUCUGAAACUCUCAACACUCUCUACUUAAGGACUGUUUUACAGCGACUCUCACUGUGGUGUGUACAUUGUGGUAGUUAUGUUUGUGUAAUGGAUCUUAUUAUCCCUUUGUCUGACUCCAAU
Molecule: messenger RNA, 2169 nt
Organism: Esox lucius (northern pike)
Lineage: Eukaryota; Metazoa; Chordata; Actinopteri; Esociformes; Esocidae
Gene: tmem119a
Product: transmembrane protein 119a
Exons: 2
Coding region: 151-948 (265 amino acids)
Biological process (GO): positive regulation of osteoblast proliferation; positive regulation of osteoblast differentiation; positive regulation of bone mineralization
Cellular component (GO): plasma membrane
Source: RefSeq, a predicted model, not a curated record